UUUUUUUUAGAAUUGGGUUCCAGCUACCAUCCGGCGACGGUACCUCAAGCCUCCGUCGAUGUUGCUGGAACUGGAAGCGGGAUUCCAGGAAGUUUUGAGUAAAAGCAGGUGGAGCCUGAAUUCAUCCAGCCGGUGACAAGAGGGACAUGUGGCAAGACGGGUUUCAACCAUUGCCAUUCCCUUCUUUUAGUCGACGAUAAGCUCGGGGUGGCGCGAAGGCCUCGUUUUCCCCUGACCAUCAACGCUGCUAAAAAGUAGGUGGCUGUUCCUAACUGCCCCCACGUUAUAAUCCAAACUCGAUCGGUUCGAGGUCCCUUUUUUGUUCGGAAUCGAUCUCAGAUGAAUUGACGACCCUGCUGCAGGACAAGGAGGAGGGCAAAAACAAUGUCUGAAUCGGAAGGGCCGAGACAUGUGGAGGAGGGCAUUUCUCCUCUUCACCACGGUCGAGAUGUCGCAAAUGGGCACCGGUCAGCACCUGUAACUCCAACCUUCGCAAGCGGCUUCGACUUUGAAGAUGAUCACGAUCACCACCACGAGAAGAAGUCGGUUCUGACCAAGGUGAAGGAGAAGGCUAGGAAGUGGAGGCACGUUCUUGCUAAGAAGAAACAUGGACAUGACAAUGACAAUCCCACCCCUCCAUGGGGAGUAAGCUUGGACGAAGAGGAUGACGAACAAGAUCCUGAAUACCACGGCGCUCCAAUGUAUGAAUCAGAGACGGUUCCUGACGCCUACAAAGAGGGAACUUCCCAACAUCGGUCGACGGCAGUACAGAGUCCCAGUGCACUCGAGAAAUCGGUAGUUUUCCAGCACGACAACGCUGACAAGGAACCAGAAAUGAAGCAAGGCGACGACAUGCUCGAACAACCGGUUCUGCACCACCUCGACGCGAUCAAGGAGACAUCAUGCCCCCAUGCUAAAUCUUUGUUGCACAGCCCGGCCGCACACCAAGAUCCUGUCGGAGAGAGCGGUACCGAUAAGACGCUGGCCGAGACCGUAACGGGGAUGCUUGCACCGGCGUACACCAUGGUCUCGGGGGCGACACAGAUGAUAGCUUCAAAGAUCCAAAGCCCAGGAACUGGGUAUGAGUCGGGAGCAAAGCAGAUGUACGAUAAGGGGAUUUCGGUGAGGGAGUAUCUCAUGCACAAGCUGGAGCCUGGGGAAGAAGAUAGAGCACUCUGUCAGGUGAUCACCGAGGCUGUCAGCCCGAGGAAUGCCGGUCAGGCCCAGCGUGAAGUGGGUGUGGCGGAGAAGGUGAAGGAAGCCGUCUCUUCUUUGCUGGGAAGGGAGGAGGUAUCUCGUACUGAGACAAAUCCUCGUGCGCAUCAGAGGCCAAUCCAAGUUCCUGCCAUUAAUCCUUGCGUGCAGGAGGCAUCUGCCCCGCUUUCUACGAAUCUUCAUGCGCAUGGGUCGCCCAUCCCCGUCUCUAGAAAUCUUAAUGUGCAUGAGUCGCCCAUCUUAGAUUCUAAAAAUCUUCAGGAACAUGGACCGCCCAUCCCAGUCUCUACAAAUCCUUAUGCAGAAGAAGUCGAAAUUGACGGAAGGAGACUCCAAGCAUACACCAAUUAAGAGGCCCUGACGCACACAUACAUUAUCGUACUUUUUAUCUUUUAAAGAACCGGAGGAAAUCGUGGCCUAGGCGAUCUUUCAUAUCUUGAAUUGAUGUACCCCAAAUAAUGAGAUUUUAUUACCUUUUGAAUUCAACAGAACAUUGUUAUGAGCAAUGUUUCCAAUGUUCCAACUGUUAUAUAUUAACUAAUACUCUAUUAAUAACUCGCUUUUUUUCCU
Messenger RNA from Phoenix dactylifera (date palm), 1785 nucleotides. NCBI's taxonomy places the organism in Eukaryota, Viridiplantae, Streptophyta, Magnoliopsida, Arecales, Arecaceae. The record is from RefSeq and is a predicted model, not a curated record.